ACAUAAAUAUGCAGAUACACACAUAUUAUAACAGUAGGUUAAAAAAUAGGCAGAUUUACCACAAACUGUAUCUAUGCAGGAAAUAAUAUUGGUAUACAUUCAAGGUUACUGGUCGGUGGUAUCUAUAUCUCGUUGAUCAGAAGACGUAUAUUUGUAUUUGUUUUAAUCUUAACAUAAACUGCCAUGAAUCUCCUGGUAUCUCAAAUUUGGGAUGGAUGAAGUUUAAUUUGUGGAGAUAUUGUCCAAGAGUAAAACAAUAAAUGUCUAUUUGGGGAAAGCUUUUAAUAUCAUGAUAUAUGUAUAAAAGGUUAUUUAGUGGGGAAUCCUUCCUGACAAAUGAGUCAAACCUUUGUGAUGACAAAAUACCAGUGUCAUGAUUCAUAAUGAUUGAGUUGUUUUUGCAUCUGUCGUCGUCAGAGCUGCAUAUAAUAAAUAGCAGAGCAGAGGGCGUAGAGAGAGCACCAUCCCUUAGGCCUGGAACUCAACACAUUAACAAUGUUUCCUCCUCACUUCCAGAUGUUGCUUUCUCUCUUCCCGCUGCUGCUGCUUUCAUUGCGGGUGGCCCGGAGUGAAGACGUACCCCCCGCCGUCCGGACCUUCACGUACACAGAUUCGGCCACCGAAGAGUCGUUGGAGUGCGAAAAGUGUCCCCCGGGAACCUACCUGCGCGCACGCUGCACAGCGACGCAGAACAGCUUGUGCGCGCCUUGUCCGUCGGGCUCGUUCACGGAGCUGUGGAAUUACAUCAGUAGGUGUUUACGAUGCAGCGCGUGUGGCUAUUACCAGGAGGUGAAGACCGCGUGCACCGCAGAACGUGACUGCCAGUGUCAGUGCAAACAGGGAUACUACUACCAGAGCCACAACGACAUGUGCUCCGGCCACAAAGAGUGUCCUUCCGGUCAAGAGGUGCUGACCAAAGGUACACCUGAUGAGGACACUGUUUGCCGCAAUUGUCCCUACGAGACCUACUCCGACACCUCCUCUGCUCUCCAGAACUGCACACAACACAAGAGCUGCGCUGCUCCAGGGCUGAAGCUGGUGCUGAAGGGCUCCGCCUGGCACGACAGCGUGUGCGCCAACUGCCAAGACCUCAAAUCAAAAGACGGGGGCGACUACCUCAAAGAGAUCCUCCCAGCUUUCUUCGUCCACCACAAUAUUCCCGGCAGGCGUCUGCGUCGUUUCGCACACAGGCUUCCGACUAAGGACAGCAAAAAACAAGCAGUUUCAGGACUUACCACCUCAGAACUUCAUUCGCUGAUCAACACUUGGGUCGCUUCUGCCACGGCAAGUCAGAUUCGACAGCUUCCGGCGAUAUUGAAAAAUGCAGGAGUGAACUCCGAUGAUCGACUAUUGAGUAAGCUGGAGAGAAUCGAUUCAAAUCUGAAUCAGAUACCGCAGUGUGCUAUAGACAUACAGGGACAUGUAAUUGUAAUAUAAGGUUAGAAAAACAAUUGAAUUGUGCUUAACAAAUAAUAUAAUAUAAAUAAUAAUGCAUUUGUUAUUUCAUCUAUUUUUACUUCCCUUUACAAUAUGCACUGUAAAUACAGGCUUUAUCAUUUUUUUAUUAUUUAAAGGGGAAUACCAUUCAAUUAAAAAAGUUUGCACACAUUUUGUGCAUUUCAUUUUUUUCUUUCUUAAAAUUACCAAACAAUCUAAUCUUGAAUCUGUCACCUAGUUUGAAAUGCCCUGCUGUCCUUUACUACAACUUAAAUAAAUUAUGAGAGUCAAUAUGUUAAGGACGACACUUCAUGUCAAGUCAGGUGAUUGAUAGGAAUUAUGUGAGAGAGAGAGAGAGAGAGAGAGAGAGAGAGAGAGAGAGAGAGAGAGAGAGAGA
Trematomus bernacchii (emerald rockcod) is the source of this 1834-nucleotide messenger RNA. Its product is annotated as tumor necrosis factor receptor superfamily member 6B-like. The record is from RefSeq and is a predicted model, not a curated record. The transcript has 4 exons. Gene Ontology annotation, molecular function: protein binding. Bases 496 to 1437 code for a protein of 313 amino acids. Lineage: Eukaryota; Metazoa; Chordata; Actinopteri; Perciformes; Nototheniidae.